Messenger RNA from Mugil cephalus (flathead mullet), 782 nucleotides. Its product is annotated as cortexin-3-like. Bases 349 to 615 code for a protein of 88 amino acids. The record is from RefSeq and is a predicted model, not a curated record. The transcript is spliced from 2 exons. NCBI's taxonomy places the organism in Eukaryota, Metazoa, Chordata, Actinopteri, Mugiliformes, Mugilidae.
UAUAGCAACCUGUUGCCACGGGAGACGAGACACAGCCGGCGUCAGCCAGCAUCCUCCUCCAGUCGCCAGAGGAGAGGACGGAGAGACAGAGGCUUCUCCUCCUCUCACCAAAAUAAAAUAAAAAUAAGAGAAAACUUGUGAGUCUGGAGACACUGCGACGCCACAGCAACAACUACUUCAUCCAGGAAGCUGUUGGAGAGCAGGCAGUGACCCCCAAGACCAGGACUACCCCCAGGACCAGGAUCUGGACCUAGACCACCGCCUGCUCAGGACGUCCAGUCUCUGACCUUCUUCUCCUACAUAGCAUGUUUUCCUGAGUUGAAGAAGCAAAGCGUUCUUCAUCCUGUCAUGGCCGACGACCUCUACAGCAGCACCUUCUCUGCGUCUGAGUCCGACUUCCCGUCCUCCUCGUCCUCCUCGUCCUCGCUGGCCUCGGCCUCCUUCCUCACGCUGGAGCAGAGGGCGGCCUUCGUCUUCGUCCUCAUCCUCUUCAUCUUCCUGGGCCUGCUCAUCGUUCGCUGUUUCCGGAUCCUGCUGGACCCGUACCGCAGCAUGCCGUCCUCCACCUGGACCGACUACAUGGAGAAGGACACCUUCGACUACCGGAUUUCCUGACAGGCGGCGUGAGAGGCAGCAACCCGGACAAAGAACAUGUUGAACUGAGGCAACAAUCACACUGAGGAAAAAAAGCAGAAACACACAAGUUCAUUUUCACCACCAGGAUCCACCAGACCAGCAGAGAGCAGGCUGGGAAGGGUUAGGGUCCCCAUCCACCACCAAGA